AUGCUUUUGGAGUACUUUGGCGGCCGUCAGUUCGGCGGUCAAGGUUUUUCCAAGUCUGCACGCGGCACCUUCCUGAGGCGCUCGUACGACCAUGUACUGCUCCAUAGGCUUAGCUUAGCCGGGAUAGAUGCCGAGACAAGCUACCUCGAUGCACUCAUCGAGUCCGAACCCAAACACCAAGGUGCUCCGGUUAUGCAACCACUGAACACGGUCAUACAAUCCUCUGUCAUAGGUUUUCUCCAAACCAUAGGGGAUAUUGAAAUGCUCGCCAUUGAAAUACUCGAACCAGCGGUCAUUGGCAAGCUGUUCCUCUACAUUGGUUGGACCUGCAAAACAAGUUGUUGCGGUCCCUUCACUCCAUCAUAUCUGCCUCAACUGUCUUACGCCUACAACGGAAACCCGCCUCCUGAGGAUCGGAGUGCAGAAGGCUCACAGGAAUCCGCCAAAAGGACUUACACUAUCAACUCCCUGCUGGCACAAACCAUCAUAGAUGGUAUUGCGGUCCCGCGGAAUCGUCCUGUGAUGCAGCACUGGUUAGAUUUUGUGUUGAUGCAGUUCCAACCUGCCCUUCAGAGCGUCAUUUCUCCUAUCGCUGAUUGUCUUUCUCGACAUCUACGCUUGCUCCUCUUACAUGCACUGAAGGCAAACCAGCCAAUGGCUAACGAGAAGUAUCCUCGGGUUGCAACUGAUGCUGAGUUCGUCAUACUCAAUGCGCUCGAGCGGUUACUUGUGCUUGGCUUGACUCACUUGACUCAGUCAGAUGUCAAUUCACAAGAGGACGACACUCCAGUUCAGGAAAAAUCUGGAGCUGAGUCGGGAGUGUGGGUCGACAUGGUGUGGCAUGACACCAUCGGCCUGCGGCCAGAGGCGUAUUCGUUGUCUCUCAUUUAUAACGGACUCAUACUCGUCGUCGAAGAGCCCUGGAGCACCUAUUCCGCUCUCACCCAACAGAAGUGUUGGAGUCUGUCAUUAAAUGCUGGUAUCAUGCCUGCGAAAGGUGUCUUUGGCCUCGUCGAUGUCUUGAUUGCUAAUGCACAAAGUGCGGUGCAUAUGAUCUGCGACAGUAUAACUGUACGUAUUCGAACACCUCGGAACGCAGUAGGAGAUCUGCAAAUGCAAAUCUAUCCGAAAUCGUCUUAUUCAAAUUCUUGGAACAAUAUUUGCAACGCCUUGAAGGACCCCUGGCUCUUCAAGUAUGAGGAUCGAUUUAUGCAGCUUGCGAAGGACUUGGCGUCAGGUCGAGAUUUCAAGACCCAGGUCUUCUUGGCGUUGAAGUGGUUAUGCGUUUUAGGCGAUAAAGUCACUCAGACCACUGCCAUAGACGACAAGCGCAUCAGGAAAAAUCUCCAGGUCCGGGACUUUUAA
This is a messenger RNA of Suillus clintonianus, 1365 nucleotides long. RefSeq lists its product as uncharacterized. NCBI's taxonomy places the organism in Eukaryota, Fungi, Basidiomycota, Agaricomycetes, Boletales, Suillaceae. The coding region runs from base 1 to 1365 and encodes 454 amino acids. The transcript is spliced from 8 exons. The record is from RefSeq and is a predicted model, not a curated record.